AUGGAAGACGAUACUCCAACAACAUCAACAACGUCAACAUCCCAGAGCAAUCCUCCUUUGUUCGUCCCCACCGAUAAGACAACACCCGCUGAUCUUAUUAAGCACCUUGGUCUUGAGAAGGAUGACAAAGACACCAUUACCUUGAGCACAAACAAUAUUGAUGGUUACUUCUUGUUGACCGCCACAAGCAUUGACGCUCUGACUGAACCGUCUCCCAAGGGACCUGGCAUUACGUAG
Acytostelium subglobosum LB1 is the source of this 237-nucleotide messenger RNA. RefSeq lists its product as hypothetical. The record is from RefSeq and is a predicted model, not a curated record. The coding region runs from base 1 to 237 and encodes 78 amino acids. The transcript has a single exon. Lineage: Eukaryota; Evosea; Eumycetozoa; Acytosteliales; Acytosteliaceae.